Brienomyrus brachyistius is the source of this 3495-nucleotide messenger RNA. Its product is annotated as WW domain-containing transcription regulator protein 1-like. Bases 287 to 1519 code for a protein of 410 amino acids. Gene Ontology annotation, cellular component: cytoplasm; nucleus. Gene Ontology annotation, biological process: positive regulation of transcription by RNA polymerase II; hippo signaling. The transcript is spliced from 7 exons. Lineage: Eukaryota; Metazoa; Chordata; Actinopteri; Osteoglossiformes; Mormyridae. Gene Ontology annotation, molecular function: transcription corepressor activity; protein binding; transcription coactivator activity. The record is from RefSeq and is a predicted model, not a curated record.
AAUUAUUUAUAAGAGAUGGCGGACGCUGAUCACUUGCAAAGUUGAGUUUGCAAACUUUGUGACGGCAGACAGAUUAGUACGACGCGCACCGCGGAAAGGAAAAGUUCGUGAGAACUUUUCCCAUGCAGGGAAAACGAUUAAUUUGGUUGUUUGGUCUUCCAAAAACGCAUAUAAGGCUAUUUUAAAACCAGAAAGAAGCUCGACUUGUAUUGAGAAGUCAUUGGGGUAGACUUUUUCUUUUCAAUUGUCAUUUUGCAAAUUGUCAAGUAUUUUUCAUUUUAAGAAAAUGAGUAACAAUCAUCUGCAACCUUUUCCUGGACAACAAGUUAUACGUGUUGCAAAGGACUUUGACACAGAUCUGGAAGCUCUUUUUAACUCCGUUAUGAACCCACAGCCGAGCUCCUGGAGGAAAAAAGUCCUUCCCGAGUCUUUCUUCAAGGAGCCAGACUCCGGGUCGCACUCACGCCAGUCCAGCACCGACUCGGGGACCCACCCGGCCCGGCUCACGGCGCAGCACGUCCGCUCGUAUUCCUCUCCUGCCUCAUUACAGGUCGGAACCGGAACCGGACCCAGUGCCACCAGCAGCCCGGUUUGCCACCCCCGGCACCAGUCUGUCGAUGUCACUGGCGAGCUGCCCCUGCCGCCGGGAUGGGAGAUGGCUUUUACGUCUUCUGGUCAGAGAUACUUUCUUAACCAUGUUGACAAGAUCACCACUUGGCAAGACCCCCGCAAGACCAUGACCGGCGCCAUAAACCACCUGAGCCUGCAUGCCCCACCCACCCCUGGACCCGUGCAGCAGCGUACCAUGGCCCAGACACAGCCAAACCUUGGACCACUGCCUGAGGACUGGGAGCAGGCAGUAACCGCUCAGGGAGAUACGUACUUCAUUGACCACAAAACUCAGACCACAUCCUGGUUUGACCCACGUCUGGAUGCCCACCUCAUGAUGCCCCCCCACCACCAGUCACACCUGCAGCAGCCGCCGGCACCGCCCAUGGCCCCCAGCGCCCCCCCCUCCCAGCCGGGCGGACAGGCCGGUGCCAUGAACCUGCCCAAGCCCUUGGCCACCCAGCAGCAGCACCAGCAGAAAAUGCAGCUUCAGCGAAUCCAGCUGGAACGGGAGUGCAUUCAAAUGCGACAGGAGGAACUGAGGAGACAGGAGGUGGCACUGUGCCGACAGCUUCCUAUGGAAUCCGAUACCAUGGCGCCUGCUGCCAUGACUCAGGGCACCAUUCCCACAAACAGCUCCGAUGCUAUCAGCGGACACUAUCACUCCCGGGAUAAGAGUACCGACAGCGGCCUGGGCCUGGGCUGCUGCAGCCACCCCACCACACCCGAGGGCUUCCUGAACAUAGAUGAAAUGGACACAGGAGAAAACCUGAACCAGGGUGUUAUGGGUAUCCCACAGACAAACCGCUUCCUGGAUUUCCUUGACUCGUUGCCCGGCACGGAUGUGGACCUCGGCACGCUGGAGGAGACGGAGCUUAUUCCGAUCCUCAAUGAUGAAGAGUGGUGCUGAAGCAGACCCUCCCCUAUCUGCCUCGGUACUGGGCCAAAGCGGGGGCCGGGCUUUCCCCAAAUCCAGCCUCGGUUCCAUUAACUGCCUGAAAGAUCAUGCUUGGAUCCUUCAAAAAUCAAAACAGCAAAAAAAGAGAGAAAAAAAAUCACUAACCAAAGGCACAUUGUUUGUCUAGUAAUAUGCAAUUGGUAGGUAUUACAUUUAGCACCACGAAAUGCAGUAUUUUCAGACCGAAGAUCUACAUUGUGCUCUUUGCUUUUAAUGCCUGUAUCCACAUGCAAAGUAUUUACACUUCAUUCCUAUUUCUGAGAGCAAUAUCCAGAGCAGUUUUUUUAAAAAAAAAAAAAAAAGACAAGAAGAAAAAAAGAAGAAAAGACUUAUUAUGAGUGUCUGUGCUCUGAUUGUGGUGGCGCCCCCUGUCUGUGGUGACUAUGCACUGCUCUGAAAAUGGCUAAAUCCUGUCUUCCAGCAAAUGGCUGCUAUGAUUUCAAAAUCAGCUGAGAAGCCUUAAGAACACAGUGUUUGCAGCUACCAAACAAGCCUUUCUUAGUGCCUACGACAUGCUACAUAUUACACGCUUUGUAACUUUACCUUUUUAAUAGUCGAUUUAGGUUUUUGGUAUUUUAGCAGAUCUGCACAAGCUGUUAAUAUUUUAGCGGCUGUAACAUCACUGCAACAUCACUGCAACAUCACUGCACCAGACUCAUAUGCCAAGAAAUUCCCAAAUAACCUUUUAUGUUACUUUCUUUUUUAAAGUUUUUAUAUAUAGAGAAUGCUACAGUAUUCCUUUCCUAUACUGUAAAAUUAUCCAAAUAUGUUCUUUAACAUAAGGUCUUUUUUAGUCUUGUUAAUAUAGUUUGCAUUUUAGUAUUUAUCGGAAGUUAUGAUUCUUUAGAGAGAUUUUAGGGUUUUUAAUAAAUGUAAACUUAAAAGCACUACAAGUGUGGAUUAAAUAAGAUCUGAAGUGAAUGUUAAGUCUAUUCAUAAUUUGGGUAAUCAGAAGGCUGAGUGAGGUUAUAUAUAUUAUAGCAAAAUAUUUUGAAACGUUGUGAUCCAUAUAAUGAACAAAGAGUAUGAUCAUAUUCACAUUGCAGGAUAGGUUGAUUUAAAGCCAAAUGUUUUAAACACCUGCACAGCAGGCAAUAUGUAUUGUGUUUCAUGCCACGUGAACAAAAAUUAGCUAGAGAUAUGUAAAGAAAGGGUACGAAAUGUAUGGGGCCGUUUCCUUUUAAAACCAUGUUGCAAUUCCAUUUGAUUGUUCAGAUUCAUAUUUGUGUUGAACUGUAUUCCCUUUCAUUUCGGUUUGAUUUAUUAUGGGAGGGGAGGAGCUAUAAGAGAAGGCGCUUCUGUUCAACCAAUCAAGGCAGUAUGAAUGCUACGCGGUGACUCUUUUUACGAAUCUGUCUCCAGUGCAAAGUCGUUGUCCUCUAUCAGCCCAUCAGGUUAAAAUAAUGGGAUCAGCUAUUACUAAAGUGUUACCACUGAAUUCAUGUAAAACCAAUACACUGUGGACCCAUCUGUUUAUAUAAGGAAGAUGUCCAUAUAAAAGGUUGAAAUGUGGAUUUCAGUGACUCUGUCAGGAGGAGUGAUUCGAUUUCCAAAACAGAAACUGCAUUUAUAAAUUAAGUUUUAGGAGUUUGUUUUGGAGCACGUAGAAGUAAAUGCAGUAUGAUCGAUGACGUAGUGUGGCGUUUAUGAAAGUAUGACUAACUUGAAUGGUAUUACAUUGGUUCCUAAACGGAAACAUUACGUUGCUGUUUCUCAGUGUAGUUUUGUGUUUGCGGUAUUGUUACUCUUGGUGGCAUGCUGGUGAAUCCUGGAAUCACACUUACAAUAGCUGUGUUUGAUUCCUCAUGGUAAUUUCACAAGGAGUUCACACCGAAAAAUGUAAUCUCAAAAAAUGAGCAAGAUCGGCAAAAAAAACUUUUGUAGCUAUUGUAUUGUUUCAAAUCAAAUAAAUAAUUGUAGUAUCAUUA